AAGGGAUUUACUGACAGGAAACUCAAACAUAGCAUCAUGCCAAGAGCUGACAGAGUCAUUCAAUUCAUCAGGACUGGAAUAUCACGGCCUUUGAAUUUGGAAGGAGAAAUGUCUGUCUGUAGAAAAAGAUUUCAGUGUGACUGGAAAAGCACCGAGACACAUACACCUGAGUGAGAGUGUUCCAGUGAACUGACUGUGGAAAGAGCUUUAACCAGUUACACAGCCUGAAACAAACAUCACACCUUUCAUGGUGGGGAGAAACUACAUGUGUUGUGUGUGUGGUUAAAGUGUGAACUGAUUAUCCAAUCGGGAGAGACACAAGGACACCAACACCAUGGAGAAACCAUGGAAAUGUGAGGACUGUGAGAAGGGAUUCAGUUCCCCAUCCCAUCUGGAAGCUCAUCGAUGCAGUCACACUGGGGAGAGGCCAUUCUCCUGCUCCGUGUGUGGGAAGGGAUUCACUCGGUUAUCCUGCCUUCAGACACACAAACUUGUUCAUUCUGAUAACAAACCGUUUACAUGUUCUGACUGUGAGAAGAGUUUUAAAAGAAAACCAGAUUUGCUGACACACCAACGUAUUCACACUGGGGAGAGGCCAUUCACCUGCUCUGUGUGUGGGAAGGGAUUCGCUCAGUCAUCCAACCUGCUGACGCACCAGCAAGUUCACAAUGGGGAGAGGCCAUUCAGCUGCUCCGAGUGUGGGAAGGGAUUCAUUCACUCGUCCAUUCUGCUAAAACAUCAGCGAAUUCACACUCAGGACAGACCGUUCACCUGCGACUGUGGGAAGGGAUUCACUCAGUCAUCUCAUCUGUUGAGACACCAGCGAGUUCACACUGGGGAGAGGCCAUUCAAAUGCUCCGUGUGUGGGAAGAGUUUCAUUAAUUCAUCCCACCUGCGCAGACACCAGCGAGUCCACAACUGACUGCAUGGUUGGAUUCUGCUGUUAUUGCUGCUGUUAAUCACAUCCAGGACUGAACCAUUUUCUUUCCAACAGUUGGUGUUUGUUUCUGCUGAUGUUAAUAACCCCUAUAACUAAGCUGGAGAUUAAUAUUCUGGAUGAAUGUCAAAUAAAUCAGCUUGGUGUCAAA
Messenger RNA from Carcharodon carcharias (great white shark), 1088 nucleotides. Its product is annotated as zinc finger protein 239-like. Gene Ontology annotation, biological process: regulation of transcription by RNA polymerase II. NCBI's taxonomy places the organism in Eukaryota, Metazoa, Chordata, Chondrichthyes, Lamniformes, Lamnidae. Gene Ontology annotation, cellular component: nucleus. Bases 335 to 922 code for a protein of 195 amino acids. The transcript has a single exon. The record is from RefSeq and is a predicted model, not a curated record. Gene Ontology annotation, molecular function: DNA-binding transcription factor activity, RNA polymerase II-specific; RNA polymerase II transcription regulatory region sequence-specific DNA binding.